GUCUUUUUCUUCUAACAAUUUGGAUCGCAUCCCCGCACAACUCUGAUUUCCCAGCCCGCAGCACGUUCCCUGCAGACUGCACAGGCGUCGUCGUCCUGAGAAAGCCCGCAUCACGCCGUUAACGGAGUCUCUGCUUCCCAAAACGAACGUUCGCCUUCUCCUUGCCCCUUCCUCCAUCGCUGUUCAUGGCGUCGAACAUUCCUCCUCGAGGUCCCGAAGUAGAAGGGGACGAGCGCGAAGAGAGCGAGGACGAAGACGAUGAGGACAACGAGCCCACCGUGGACGAUUCCGUGGUGGUUUCCUUUCGUCCCGACGAAGCGGUCUACGUCGACCUCUCGGAAACCAUAGCCGAAACAGCUGCGGCGGAACUCUCGAUCUCGGAGGCUUUCGAGGAGGCGCUGGAGGCGGUGCGGCGAUCGGAGGAGCCGUUUCCCGGCGCCGUGGAGGUCGUGGUGGAUUCGGACGAGGAAACCGAAGGGGAAGACGCCAACGACGGGCGGGACGAGCAAGAGGAGGUAGUGGAGACGACGGAGGAGAAGGGGAAAGGUGGAGGAGGGGAGAGCGAGGGUUUGGACAAGACGGAUGGGGUGGAGUUGGACCGUUCCCUUUUCCCCAGUUGCCCCGUUUGCUUCGAGACGUGGAGCGCCGAUGGACCUCAUCGUGUCUGCUGUAUACCCUGUGGACAUGUUUAUGGUAGAUCAUGCCUAGAGAGAUGGUUUAAGCAAUUUGGAAAGAAUAUUGGAAAGUGUCCUCAAUGUAAUAGGAAAUUUAGGCGGAAAGAGAUGAUUAAUCUGUAUGCACCUCUGAUUGUUGUACCAAAUGAUGAUCUAGAAAAGGAAGUGCAUUCUCUACGGGAACAGAAUGAAUCUCUUAAAUUGGAGAAAGCUGAACUGAUCAUGGAGAUUAACAAGCACAAGAAGCAUGCAAGAGAUGCAGAGAGUUCCCUAAGACAGAAAAUGGCUUGCUUGGAACACACUUUAUCAGGGUCAAAAAUGAGGAGGCAUUUUAAGUCUUCUGAUGGAAGGUGGAUCUCUACAGCUCACCCCUUGGAAAACAACUUUGAGUCUGUAAGAGAUGAUGGGCUUCAUCAUUGCCGCUUUGUGUUGCAGAAUGAGUUGGAGCUAGAUGGAGCUCGGGUUAUGGGAAUAGAUGGAUCUAGUCAAAUUAUAAUGGUUUCAGGAAAGGCCCCUGGAAUUGAGCGAGAGCAUGUUCUUAGCAAGAUUAGCUUGCUAAGUCAGAAUGAAGUAGAGACAAUACAGCUUCCUCCUAAUACUAAAGCUAUAAGGGAUCUUACAAUCCUUCCUGAUGGACUUGCACUUCUCGCAUCACUGGGCAAGAAAUUAUUACUUUUCAGCAUGAGGAGCAAUAAUCUUGUCCUCAAGUAUGACUUACCGGCUCCUGCCUGGUCGUGCUCGGGAGACAACAGCAACACACAUUAUGUUUAUACUGGAUUGCAGAAUGGCAUGCUUUUAGUCUUUGAUAUUCGUCAAACAGCAGUACCCAUGCAAGUAAUGGAGGGCUUGACUGGGCACCCAGUUCAUACUGUUCAUUCUGUUGUGCUAAGUGAUGGAGGGAGUAGAGUUCUUACUGCUUCUUCUUCAGGCCCUUGUAUUUGGGAAGUUGGCUCUAGCUGUGGAAGGCCAUUUUUUAUACCAGAAAUGGAAAAUCGAGGAGUAUGCAUAUCACUUGCCUGUUGUGGUUCUCUUGAAAGCAUGGUGGCUUCAUUUCGGCAGAAAGUUGAGCUGUUCAAUGAUAGCAUGACUUCUCAAAUUCCAAUGUCACCGUCACCGUCACCCAUUCUUUCUACUACAGGAAAAAUAGGUUCUCAUGUUCUCAUCACGUGGGUGGACGGAUUAUCCUUUCAGAGUCAAGAGGUUGGUAAGAGCAUUGUCAGUGAACUUCGAAUGCCCAAAUCUGCCAUCUUAUGCACAGAAGGGGAUAACUCAUUGUUUGCUUAUGGGGAUGAAUCAUCUCAUGGGGUGCACAUCUGGGGCCUACCCUCGUUCAGAACGUACGCGAAGCUCAAGCCACAUCAGCAUCCUAUUCUUGAUUUAAGGUAUGAUCGAAGAUCCACAGGCCCUGGCUUCCUCGGUUGCAUUAGUGAGGAUAGAUUACAAGUUUUUAGUUGUUUCUAGUCUGUGAAUUGACCUCAUACCUUUUUGCUCUUCAAAUUUAGGCUUAGAAAUAUCGAACAUGGUAGUCUGUAACGAACAUGGUAGUCUGUAACGUAAGAAGGUACAUUUUUUGAAACCGACGGAUGAUUCUGUAGAACACAAUGUUGUAUAUCAGAGGCGCUCCAAGUAUUGUGAUAUUGUUCAUUAAAUGCCUAUUACAGCAUCUUACUUUA
This is a messenger RNA of Musa acuminata AAA Group (dessert banana), 2347 nucleotides long. RefSeq lists its product as uncharacterized. The transcript is spliced from 14 exons. Bases 186 to 2135 code for a protein of 649 amino acids. The record is from RefSeq and is a predicted model, not a curated record. Lineage: Eukaryota; Viridiplantae; Streptophyta; Magnoliopsida; Zingiberales; Musaceae. Gene Ontology annotation, biological process: interstrand cross-link repair; protein ubiquitination. Gene Ontology annotation, molecular function: ubiquitin-protein transferase activity; protein binding. Gene Ontology annotation, cellular component: nucleus.